AUGCCCCCCGCUAUCCGAGGAGACAAACGCACGUUCUUCGAUAUCAGUGUCAACGGUGAACCUGUCGGAAGGAUUGUCUUCGCUCUCUGGAAUCAUGCCUGUCCCCAAACUGUGGAGAACUUCCGCGCACUGUGCACAGGCGAGCUCGGAAUUCUCUAUGGACACGAAGCAACAUAUCAGGGAUCGAUCUUCCACAGAGUCAUCAAAGGAUUCAUGAUCCAAGGUGGAGACAUCACCAUGAAAAAUGGCCAAGGAGGCUACUCUAUCUACGGACGCACAUUUGACGACGAGAAUCUCGCCCUGAAGCACAACAAGCCGUUCCUUCUCUCAAUGGCCAACCGAGGACCAGACACCAACGGUUCCCAAUUCUUUAUUACAACAGAAGAAGUGCAACAUUUAGACGGGAAACACGUGGUGUUUGGUGAGGUCAUCAAGGGACAGGACGUGGUGCGCUUCAUCGAAAACCUUGAGACAGGAGACGAGGACAAGCCGCUUCACAAAGUCCAAAUCACUCACUGUGGUGAGAUGGUCAAGAAGGGAGACGCCAAUCCUCCAGCAAAACAGGCAUCAGCCGUUGAAGAAGAACCGACCGGCUGCAAAAUGGACGACGAGCCACGUACCAUAAAUUGGCUGAUGAGACGCUCCAAGUCUCCAGAGCGCGAUGGAAAGAAGAAGGAUCGCAAGAAUCGAGACCGAAGCUCCGACAGACAUCGCCGAGGUCGCGAUGCACGGGAUCGUCGGUCCAGGUCAAGAAGCCGCAGUCGGGACGGGCGUCGAGGACAAGAGGAGCCUCGCAAGAGACCCACAAUCGUCAAGGAUGGAGUGAAAAUCCGAGGACGUGGAAAGCUCACCUUCAACAGUGGGACAAGAGACCGCUCCAGGACACCACCACACUGGAAAAAAGAGGAGAGCAAGAAGCUGACUUUGGAGGAGCACAAGAAGCGUCAGGAGGAGCUCGAAGAGCGCAAGAAACUUCAGGCUCUCCGUGAGAAGGAAGAUGAAAGUCGCCGUUUGCGCCUCGAGAAAGAACGCCAGGAGCGUGAAGCUCAACGUGAACUCAGUCGCCAAAAGGAAGAUGCGAAAAGAGAGCUCGAACGUCAAGAGCGAUCCGCUAAAAAAUCUCGCGGACGUUCUCCGAGCAGCAGCUCAUCUAGAAGUGCAUCUCCCGUGACAAAGAAGGAGAUCGAAUCGGAUCGUGAAGAGACCAAGAAAAGAUCCAGAUCGUCCUCAAGAUCCUCUUCGUCUUCCGGAUCUUCCUCUUCAUCGAAGUCAACAUCAGGAUCCGACUCGGAUUAA
Molecule: messenger RNA, 1296 nt
Organism: Caenorhabditis remanei
Lineage: Eukaryota; Metazoa; Nematoda; Chromadorea; Rhabditida; Rhabditidae
Exons: 5
Coding region: 1-1296 (431 amino acids)
Biological process (GO): protein peptidyl-prolyl isomerization; protein folding
Cellular component (GO): intracellular membrane-bounded organelle
Molecular function (GO): peptidyl-prolyl cis-trans isomerase activity
Source: RefSeq, a predicted model, not a curated record